AUGAUUUCCCAUCAUGUUCGCGAGGCUAUCCUUUUCGGGGUCUUGUUAAUUAGCAUGGUUUUCAUCAUUUGCACACUGGUGUGUCCGGCACCUCCCACGCGAAUUCCCCCCUGCCUUCAGUCGCAAACUGUUGACUUCGAUGAAGCUGCCCUGGUGGAGAAUUUUUUAGUAAAGCCACAGUACAAACCGGGGCUUUUCCCAAACAUCACAGAUGCGCUUUUGUCCACGCGCGUUUACGCACCUUCCCCGAACCCCAAGGACAUUUUUCGGGCCAAAUUUUUUGAGCCCAGGAUGUCUGUUGGACAGCGUGGUUUGCUGACAAAGUACCUCAAUCUCAUCGCGGACAUAAUGCGGACAAAUAACUUGGAGGACAAGUGGUUCCUUAGUGGAGGCACUUUGCUGGGGUCCCUAAGGCAUCAUGACUUGAUCCCAUGGGACGACGAUGCCGACGUUCUUGUGGAUAUUAAAUAUCGAGGUCUCAUUCAGCGUGCAAUUGAGAGUCGUCGAAGUGAGGGAUUUCACGUUUACAAGUCAGGUUACAAGGACAAAGUCUACAUGUCUAUUCUUCCCUCUACUAUAAAUGAUGUGGACGUGGAAGGUACACGGCAGGUCUCAUGGAGGGACUAUGGAUGGCCUUUUCUUGACAUCUGCUACUACAAAAUCGAGGGCAAAACUCUUCACGAAUUGGAGAGUUAUAACCUUCAGCACUACUCCUACCUCGUGGACGAUGUGUUCCCCUUGGUUUACCGACCGUUCGGUGAGAUGUGGGUGCCAACUCCUAAGAGAGCUGUCAAGGUGCUCGUGGAAAUGUACCCUAGAAAUGUCGACUGCAUUUAUAAUGGUUUCUCCCAUUUGGCAGAAUGGAGAUACAGAAGAGCCAUUGCAGCUUGCGGCCAACUGGCUGGUAAAUAUGCAUUUGUUCGACGUUGCCCUAUGAAAAGCAUUAAAAUGGAUGAGAAGCACAACUUUGUACCCAUUUUGGAACAGUUGGUUAGUCGAUCUGUCAGCGGCAGUUAUAGGGUUAUCUAUGAAAUCCCCACAGUAGUGCAUUCAACAGAAGUAUACUCUCACUUUGAUCCCUUGAUGCUGAAUUGGAAAGUGAACGAAGUUUAA
This is a messenger RNA of Mesocestoides corti, 1113 nucleotides long. The record is from the annotation of a GenBank genome assembly. Lineage: Eukaryota; Metazoa; Platyhelminthes; Cestoda; Cyclophyllidea; Mesocestoididae.